Messenger RNA from Pistacia vera, 1592 nucleotides. Its product is annotated as alpha-copaene synthase-like. The record is from RefSeq and is a predicted model, not a curated record. The transcript is spliced from 6 exons. Bases 1 to 1443 code for a protein of 480 amino acids. Gene Ontology annotation, molecular function: magnesium ion binding; terpene synthase activity. Lineage: Eukaryota; Viridiplantae; Streptophyta; Magnoliopsida; Sapindales; Anacardiaceae. Gene Ontology annotation, biological process: diterpenoid biosynthetic process.
AUGCUUGAUGAUGUUGUCCAACGCUUGGGAGUAGAUUAUCAUUUCGAGAAAGAGAUGAGAGCAUUAGAAGAACUAUAUCAUGAACACUGCGCUGAUGAUAGGAAUCUAUGCAAUGGUCUCUGCGAUUUCGGUUGCUUAGACAGCAAGGAUACAUGUUCCUGUGAUAUAUUUAUCAAAUUUAAAGAUGAACGAGGAAAGUUCAAGGAAUCCUUAAUCAAUGAUGUAUCGGGCAUGCUAAGUCUGUAUGAGGCUGCGCAUAUUGGCAUACGUGGAGAGGAUGUCCUGGAUGAAGCUAUAGCUUUCACAAAAGCUCACCUUGAGUCAAUGGUUACUCAAGUAAGUGCUGAGCUUGCAGAACAAAUAACUCGUGCCUUGAACAGGCCCAUCCGCAAAGGAUUACCAAGAAUGGAGGCAAGGCAUUACAUCAAUAUCUACUCAGGAGAUGCGAAUCCACAGAAUCGAACAAUACUGAAGUUUGCUACAUUAGAUUUCAACAUGUUACAGGUACAGCACCAGAAGGAGCUAAGCAGUAUCACCAAGUGGUGGAAAAGUUUAGAUGUUGAAACAAAGCUGCCAUAUGCCAGAGACAGAAUUGUAGAACUCUAUUUCUGGAUAAUGGGUGUGUACUUUGAGCCUCAAUAUGCCUUAGCAAGAAGGAUUCUGACCAAAGUAAUAGCCAUUGCAUCCCUUCUAGACGAUACUUACGAUGCCUAUGGCACCCGUGAAGAACUUGAGCUUUUUACUGAUGCUAUCAAAAGGUGGGACAAUAGUACUAUAGAUGUACUUCCAGAAUACAUGAAACUGAUUUAUCAGGCACUCUUAGACGUUUACACUGAAGCUGAGGAGGAGAUUUCAAAGGAAGGAAGAUCAUAUUGUAUUGAUUAUGCAAUAGAAGAGAUGAAGACAUUGGUCCAAGCAUACUUUGUUGAAGCCAAGUGGUGCAAUGAAGGCUAUAUUCCAACAGUGGAGGAAUAUUUGAAGGUUUCACUUGUAACUACUACAUACAAAAUGUUGGCAACAACUUCUUUCCUCGGCAUGGGCCAGAUUGCUGAUAAGAAGGCCUUUGAUUGGCUCGCCAAUGACCCUAAAAUUAUCACAGCUUCAACAAUUAUUUGCAGACUCAUGGAUGACAUAGUGUCCCAUAAGUUUGAGCAAAAGAGAAAACAUGUCGCCUCAGGUGUGGAAUGUUACAUGAUACAGCAUGGAGUUUCCGAGGAAGAAGUAAUUAAACUGUUCAGCAAAGAAAUUUCAAAUGCUUGGAAAGAUACAAAUCAAGAGUUCCUGAAACCAACAGCGGUACCAGCGCCCCUUCUAAAGCGCAUUCUAAAUCUUUCAAGGGCCAUGGAUAUUAUAUACAAGGAUGAUGAUACCUACACCAACUCUUAUAAACUAAAAAAGGACAUCGCUUCCUUGCUUGUGAACCCAAUUUCCCUUGAAGUAUGAACCAGCUGCAUAUAUAGCUCUUUUGUUUGCCUAAAUAAAUCUGUGCUUCACUUUCAGUGAAGAUACAUUUAGCACGUUAUUCUCUAGAUAUGUUUUGUUGUUAGCCUAAAUAAAUCUGUACUUCAAUUUCAGUGAACAUAUAUUUUUCA